AUGACCAAACAAUUCACCGUCGCCAUCAUAGGCGGCGGUAUCGGCGGCCUCACCCUAGCAGCCGGUCUCCUCAAACGCAACAUCCCCGUCACAAUCUAUGAAGCAGCGCCGCUCUUCCAAGAAGUCGGUCUGGGCCUGAGUAUUGGGCCUGCCGCCCACCGCGCCCUGCCCCUCAUUGAGCCCGCCCUCCGCCGCAUCUACGACUCUCUGAUCACCACUCACGCUGACAGUCCGGGUUUUGAGCGCUUCCGCGAGACCUGGUGUGAGGUAGUCACUCCAGACGAUCAGGUCCUGAUGGAACUGAAGGCCAGGCCAUCGGGGCAGACCACCGUACGAAGGGCGGACUUUCUUGAUGCCCUUGUUGCGCUGAUCCCGCCGGAGAGGGCCGAGUUCGGGAAGCGGUUGGUGCGGUUAGUGGAGGGGGAUGAGGGCGUUCGGCUAGAGUUCGAAGACGGCACGACUGCACACGCGGACGUUGUCAUCGGGUGCGAUGGGAUCCGCUCAACAGUCAAGCGCUUCGUCCUAUCCGAAGAGGAACACGCCCGCGCCACCCCCCGAUACAGCGGCAUGUAUGGAUAUCGCACUGUGCUAGACAUGCCGGACAUGGUUGCCGCCGUGGGGGAGCAUCGCGCGCGCGUGACGACGCUGUAUCUGGGUAAGGGCGUGUACGGCGUGUCGUAUCCCAUUGCGCGCGCACAGCAGGCCAAUGUUGGGCUGUAUGUGCUGCGUAAGGAGUGGGAGGGUGAGGAGUGGGUUAGGCCCGCUGGGAAGGAGGAUCUGCGGAGGGAUUUUGCCCAUUUGGGGGGGUUUGUGCAGGGUUUGGUUGAUCACAUGCCCGACUCACAGCAAUGGGCCAUCUUCGAGCAUCCCUCGAUCUCGACAUAUGCGCGCUCGCGCGUGGCUAUCCUCGGAGACGCAGCGCAUGCGUCGACGCCUCAUAUGGGCGCCGGGGCGGGACAGGCGAUCGAGGAUGCCCAUGUCUUGGUCGAGCUACUGGGGGAUCCCCGCGUUAUGCGCGCGCGCGAUGUAGUCGCCGCAUUCAAGGCGUAUGAUGCGGUGCGGCGGCCGCGCAGUCAGCGCGUCGUUACCAGUAGUAAGGAGCAGGCGGACUUGCUGUGCUUGUGUCUGGAUGGGGUGGGUGCGGACGAAGACAAACUGAGAGGUGCGUUCGAGGAGCGGCUGCGGUGGUUGUGGGAUGGGGAUGUAGUGGGCGAGGUGGAGCGCGACCCCGUCAUGCUGGGCUUCAGUUCGCGUCAAGACGAGCGGUUGGAGCUGGCGCGCACGCUGGGCGCCACGCACACGGUGACUACGGCAGCUGUGGCCGAUAGAGGGCAAUCGUUGGCGGAUGUGGUGCGCGAGGUGACGGGGGUUUGGGCGCCACGGUGA
This is a messenger RNA of Aspergillus candidus, 1386 nucleotides long. RefSeq names its product putative salicylate hydroxylase. Gene Ontology annotation, molecular function: FAD binding. The coding region runs from base 1 to 1386 and encodes 461 amino acids. NCBI's taxonomy places the organism in Eukaryota, Fungi, Ascomycota, Eurotiomycetes, Eurotiales, Aspergillaceae. Gene Ontology annotation, biological process: secondary metabolite biosynthetic process. The record is from RefSeq and is a predicted model, not a curated record. The transcript has 3 exons.